GAUCGGUCCAUGUGGUUCAGGGUCCGGCAUCAGUCCGGUGUCACUCAGGGAUCGGCGGGUCCUGGGGCAGCAGGGGGACAUGGCCGAGGACGGGAGCGAGGCGGAGGACACUUUAGCGAGUUCUCUCACUCUGCUGGUCAGUUUGGGACAACUUCUGCUCCAGAACGCCAAACAGGAAGCUGCAGCCUCUCUGGAGACUUUUGUCCCUCAUAAGAUCACCACUCUGUUUGGCCUCAUCACAGCCGGAGCAGACUUGUACAGAAGCAUUGGAGUGAAGAAGAAGAGUGAAGCUGAGGCUGUUUGGCAGAAGUUUUACCACAAUGCAGCAGUGAGUGAGAAAGUUGAGGAGCUUCUGGAGCUGGAGGGUGAGUGGGACUCCUUCCUGCAGAGUGUAGACAAAGGUCUGCAGUCGACAGAUGAGCAGCUGGCAGGAGUAAAGACAGAAGACCACCUGAGUCCCGAUAUCUUGUUCACCGACGCACGCAGUGGGGAGAGUGUGAGUCUGGGCCAGUUCCUGGGUCAGGGUCAGAAGCUGCUCCUGGUUCUCAUCAGGCAUUUCGGAUGACUACCGUGAUGGGACCACAUGACCGAGCUGGAGGCCAACCAGAGCCUCCUGGAGGCUCGGUCGGUGCGGGUCCUGGUGGUUUCCUUUGGCGGUGUGGAAGGAGCUAAAGUGUGGCUGGAGCAGACUGGAUGUUCCUACGAAAUGCUGCUGGACCCACAGAGAAAGAUUUACAGGAGUUUUGGUCUUGGCUCGUCAUACAGCAAGGUGAUGAGGUUCAGCUGUCUGCUGCAGUACUCGGAGUAUGAAGUUGCAAGCAGAGAGUUCCCCGAUAUCCCCCCUCGUCUUCUGGAAGACAUCUAUCAGUUGGGCGGCGACUUCCUGCUGGAUGAUGCAGGGAAGGUGCUUCUGUCUCAUUCCUGUAAAAACCCUCUGGACAGGCCGAGUGUGGCCGACGUCAUCAAGGCCGCGGACCCUGAUGGCGGCUCCAAGUCGGAGUAGAAACGUCGACACGUGGACCGAAAACUGUGACGCACAUGCAAAAUGUGCUGGAAAACAUCACUGACAGCACAGAGGAAGAGCAGCGCUUUGAUUCACCUCAAUGACGUCACAUCUCACACUCAUGACUUCAUGAAGAGGUGUGGCUGAUGCUCUGGAAAAAAGGGUGAAAAAGAGAUGACUGAUCUUCUUUACUGUGUCAGUGUUGUGAUUUUAAGAAGGUUUAAUCUGAUUUGAUCAUGUUUGUUAACGCUAUAGCCUUACAAAUAAUCUUUAUGAUAAUGCCUUAAUAGUUUACCUCUUAACUGUUCAUUUAGAAAGUUGGGACUGUAGCAGCCCCAAGUGGCGAUGAGAGGAAAUGUAUUAAUAUAGUUAAUUACACAGAAAGCACUUAACAUGAUGCCAUCUAAUUAAUCGACUAACCCUUUUUGAUUGUGGAUGAAAAGCUUAGUAAAAGUAAAAAGUGGGUCAGUCUCUUUUGUGAAAUAGGUGAAGUUAACCAAAUUUCUAAUGAAAGUUUUGGUAUUGGCAUUCAAAUUCUUUCAACUUUUCAGAACCAGAAUCAAAGAUCAAAAACCAAUUUUUUUUUUUUUCUGUUUUUAAUUUUUCUUUUCUUUUAAAUUCUUUUUCACACAGCACUGAUCCGAAAAUUGUGUUGUAACCCAUAUCAAUGUGAAUUAGUUUCCCUUCGUGGAUUAAUAAAGUAUUUUUGAAUUUA
Cololabis saira (Pacific saury) is the source of this 1718-nucleotide messenger RNA. It is a transcript of the gene selenol, whose product is annotated as selenoprotein L. The transcript is spliced from 9 exons. The record is from RefSeq and is a predicted model, not a curated record. Lineage: Eukaryota; Metazoa; Chordata; Actinopteri; Beloniformes; Belonidae.